Molecule: messenger RNA, 2906 nt
Organism: Osmerus eperlanus (European smelt)
Lineage: Eukaryota; Metazoa; Chordata; Actinopteri; Osmeriformes; Osmeridae
Product: coiled-coil domain-containing protein 149-like
Exons: 13
Coding region: 263-2071 (602 amino acids)
Source: RefSeq, a predicted model, not a curated record
GUCAUUGAAGCUCGAAUUUCUGCGUGAGGUUGCACAAAUGCUUAGAUCUAUAGAAUCCCUACACAAGACUGUUUACAGUCGGAAUCAUAUCCCGGUGUUAUAUGAAUCUGGUCAUUUGUGCAACCUGUGAAGAAUUUAAGUGUCUGUGCCUGCUAUGUAAGUGUUUGCCUAUGCUGAAUCAAAUAGACUACAAGAUGCUAGCCUCCCGAGACAUUACAUUACUUAGACGACAUUAGUGAAAACGUUUGGUUCAACAAACAAGAUGAAUACCUCAAGAAGAAGCGAAAGUGAGUGGCAGGGUAUGGUCAGCGAGUUUCUGGUGUGUAAGCGCAAGUUAGAUAGCAAGAAAGAGGCCCUCUUGAUCUUGUCCAAAGAGCUUGACACUUGUCAGCAAGAGAGAGACCAGUACAAGCUGAUGGCCAACCAGCUACGGGAACGACACCAAGGCCUGAAGAAGAAAUAUAGAGAACUAAUCGAUGGAGAUCCCACUUUGCCACCUGAGAAAAGGAAUCAAGUGAAUUUGGCCCAGCUACUGAGAGACUCUAAAGACAGGAGUAAGCAGCUGUCAGACGAGGUCAAGGAAAUGAAUCAGCGAUUGGCUGAAGCCCAAGGAGACAAUAAGCUUCUACGGAUGACCAUUGCUAAACAGAGACUCGGGGACGAAGAGGUUGGGGCGCGACACUUCCCUGCCUACGAGAGGGAGGACUUAGUCCAGCAGUUGGAGACAGCCAGGGAGCAGAACGAGGAGCUGGAACACAGCAUGAAAGCUCUCACGGACGAGCUGCAUGACGUGAGAGCGGAGCGCACGGUGUUCCAGGAGAAGGCCCAGAGGCUCAACCGGGAGAUGAACCACAUCCUGGGAAACCCUGAGACCGGGAUGCUGGACAUGGAUGCACUUUGCAUGGAGAACAGAUAUCUACAUGAGCGCUACAAACAGCUGCAGGAGGAAGUCAACAUGCUCAAAACAAAUGUUGUGAAAUACAAGAGUGCUCUGGAAAGUAAGAAGAAUGCUAAAAUGUAUGGAAAAUCCAACAGUAGCGCACUCACAGGCGUGCUUUCAGCCAAACAAGUUCAGGAGUUGUUGCUAUCGGAAGAGAACGGCUGCAGUCUGCCGGUAACAUCCCAGUCCAUCUCAGACCUCAAGUCCCUGGCCACAGCACUGCUGGAAACCAUCCAUGAGAAAAACAUGGUGAUUCAGCACCAACGCCAGACUAACAAGAUUCUGGGAAAUCGUGUUGCAGAGCUGGAGAAGAAGCUGAAGACCCUGGAGGUGUCUGGGCUGUGGAGUCUGCCAGGCUUGACAUACAAUGUAUGUCUUGGACUGUCUGGGAGAGGAAGAGACGCCAUCAUCCUGAACGAAGUCCACCAACCUAGAGAGCAGCCAGUGUCACCAAACCCUCAAAACCAAGAAGAAGUAAGCGUGAAGCGAGAAGUAAACGUGGAGUCCUAUACAGCAGAUGGCAGUGCAGCAACUGAGGGGGGGCUGACUGAUCUGCCCAGUACGUCAGAAGUGCCGAGCCAGACGGAGGGGCUGCUAGGCGACAGCAGCAAGAAGGAAGUCUCAGCAGUGUGUGAGGACACGCCACACACUGUGGAGGAGGUCACCGACAACCUUCAGGCGGAUAUGACGAACCUUGAGGGUCAGACAAGCGAACAAUCCCUGAGUACAAAUGAUGUCACUGAUUUGGCAACAAACCAAUCAGAUGAGGCUGGGUGGAGGGCUCCCUCUCCUUCCUCGGAGACAGAGGUCGAAACGAACCGCACCUCAGACACUAUCCACCAAUCGGGACCUUCAAUAGACCAGGGUGGAGGAUGGGCAGAUCAAGACGUUCAGGGGUUGGGGUCUGUUGUGAUUGACAGUAACGAAAGCCUGGCGACAGAAGAGGCAGACGUUCCGUCGUUAACCUUCAGCUCUCCCGGCAAAAACACUCUGGUCCAUGAGGGAGAGAAACUUCCAGACUACAGGGCACAGCUGGCAGAUGAAACACGUGAGCAGUCAAAUGAGGAAGAAUCUGGAACAGCUAACAGUUCAGACCCAGAUCUUCCAAAUCAGAAGGAAAACAUUGCUUGAUAGUUUACAGAGAUGCUGUAAUUCCACACGUAUCUUAAAUACUACUACAGGUGGCCUGUGCACCAUGCAAUAGCUAAUGUGCUACUUUGGGUAUAAGCCUUCGCUUUUAUCUUGACAUUAAAAUGCACUGUGGGCUAAGUGGCAGCCAUUUAUAAAAGGAGUCCAGUUGAAAGAACUUUAUUCUCAGUUUUCCUUUUUGUCUCAAUGUGAGCUGAAGACCCAAGUCUAACAUUAAUAUUUAUUGUGAUGAGUUAGCCUCACUAAAGCUAAAUGCAUGCAUGACCAAUCAUAUACCAUUUUAUUUUAGUUUGAUGUUCCACUGUUAAUUGUAGAACAAGACUAUUUAUUUUACAAUUUAGUUUGUCUGUAUCCUACGUUAUUACUUUCAUUUCAAACCAUAGGAAGGGAUGACCGAAUAUUUUGUUCUAACACUACGUAUAACACUCAGAAUGUCUCCUUUUUGUUUUCAAAAGGUAGUACUAUGAUGCUAUUCAUUCAUUUGUGUGUAAAACACUGCUUGAUUGUCAGUCAGUUGUGACAAAUGUCUUCUAUAUCAAGGCUAGCCUCUGAAACUUACCUUUGUGUAUUGUCACUAAUCUGUUCAGAUAAGAAACGUCAGUCAGUCACACAGCAAAAUAUUUUAUGUCUACAAACAAAAACAAUAUGCACUGAAUGUUACACAGUCAUGUCAAAUGGUCUGGAUCAUCGAGCACCAGUUUCAACACUCCUACAAGCAAACACAAAAGAAUGAUGUACAAAGUGGGGCGACAGCAUAAAGCCCUCCACGUGCUUGAAAUGUAUUUUCCUGCAGAAUAAAUACUUUUUACAAAACUGA